AUGUCAACUAAUAAUAAUGAUGCCAUUGACCCAGGUCAUAUAGCCAACCUUGAUAUUAAAGCUGCUCCUUUAGAAGUGAAAGAGGAGAAAGAAGAGGAGAAAGAAGAGGAGAAAGAAGAGGUUCUACAAAAUUGUUUGCUGUUUCCUACAUAUGCAACAAAACAUGAUACUGUUAAUGGCACUACAAUGAUUACUGAUAAAUGGCAUAUUAGAGUUCGUGGUUGGGCAUUUUCAAUUCCCAAAUCAAGCAGAAUGCACAGUAUUUUUUUGGAUAUAACUUCAAGGGUUGUUGGAAUAUCAAAAACAGAUUUGAGUUAUGAAUCUUUAAAAGAUCGCACUGAAUAUUUUUGGAGUAGCAAUAUGAGCCAAGGAGAUUACACAGUUCAAGUUAUUGAUAUAACAGAUUCAAAUAAAAUGACACUUGAAGGUGAUCCAAAUGACUUGCGCCUUGAAAGUCAGGAAAAUGAAGACAGAAAUCCAUUGGAGAAAUUUGCUGAUAAACUUGCUACUGCAGGUGAAAUAUUAAGUGCUAAAAUUACUCCUAAAUCUGGACAUUUUUCGGAUAUUCUUUCUGUCCCAGAGAAAGAUGUUGAAGAGUGGAUGGUUAAAGGUCAUUUGAAGCUAUCUAGUGGUGAUAACUUGACGCGAGAAACUGGCAGUAGGAAAAUUAAAUUACUUAAGAUGCAAGCAUUUCAAGAUAAAAUUGAUACAGAGAUUUUGGAUGGUGUGAAAGUGAUACUUUCCAAUACAUUUAUACGACCAUUUAAAGAUGUUCCUGGAAUGGCUGAACUUUAUUGUAAAUGGUAUGAUAGAGGAGUUGGCAUUCAUUAUGUAUCCAAUUCACCUUGGCAAUUAUUCCCAGCAUUACGUUCCUUUUUCAACACUUAUAAUUUCCCACCUGGAUCUGCUCAUCUUAAAUUCUAUGAUGGGUUGAUAAAAAGUGCAGUAGAACAAAAAGAAAAUCCAAUGGCAAGUAAAUUCAUGUACAUAAGAGAAUUAUUAAAGGAUUUUCCAAAACGCAAAUUUAUUCUUAUUGGUGACACUGAACAUCCUGAUCGAAUUAUUCGAAUAUUUGUUCGUGACGUAACAACCUCACGUGUAAAAGGUCUUCCACCACAAAAACCAAAACAUUCUUAUGCUAAAACUUUUACAGGAAUUUAUAGCAAACUUCGUGAUUAUUACAUGGAAGAAGAUGAUAAAAAACUAGAAAAUAAUGUUACACCACAAAAUUCUGAUAAUAGUGAUAAUAGUAGUUCAAAACAAGAAGAAGGAGAUUUAUUAAGUCCAGGAAUGACAAGUAACAUUGCUGAGAGACUUCAAGGAGGACUUUCAAAUCUACUCAAAACUUCAACUCCAGAUACAUCUAAAUCUACAAUGCCUAAACCUCCAUCAGAGGUUAAAUUGCCAUCAACAAGUGCAACUUCCCCCACAAAAACUGAAUCACCUUCACCUGAAAUACUUAAGACACCUUUAGAAAUGUUCCAUGAAAGAAUUGAAAAGUUGAAUCAAGGAUUGCCUAAAGGAUUAUUUUCACUUUUUACUGAUUGUAAAGAAUUGGAUGAAGAUCCCAUUAUUCUAAAUGCAUUAAAUUCAUAA
Messenger RNA from Entrophospora sp. SA101, 1596 nucleotides. The record is from the annotation of a GenBank genome assembly. NCBI's taxonomy places the organism in Eukaryota, Fungi, Glomeromycota, Glomeromycetes, Entrophosporales, Entrophosporaceae.